This is a messenger RNA of Klebsormidium nitens, 1051 nucleotides long. NCBI's taxonomy places the organism in Eukaryota, Viridiplantae, Streptophyta, Klebsormidiophyceae, Klebsormidiales, Klebsormidiaceae. The record is from the annotation of a GenBank genome assembly.
GCAAAUGGUAUCGUGGCCCCCGCUCUAGUUCCUUGGUGUUGCGUCCUUGGCAGGGCAUGGCGAGAACCCUAUUCUUGAAUCUUGGGCAGAGCCUGAGCAGACAGCCUCGACUCUUCAGGAGCAAGUUCGAACACCAGGGCGCUGGGGGAACAGGUAGACCUCUGGAGGGGUUUGUGGCGGCCAACCGUGGUCUGCAGUAGAGGCAACCACAGAGGGUUCGCGCAGGAGGACAAAGGGGGUCCUGGAAAGUCUUUGCAAGGCGUAGUCUUGUUAGCGAUCCGGUGCGGGAGAGUUGCAGGGCACUGGGCAGACAAGUUGGCAUUUGUGGAUACGAUAAGAAGGGGUACUUGAGGCAGGGUGGAAUGGCGUCAAGUGUGGCGGUGGCAGGCCUUCGGGCUGGCUCGGUACUUUACAGUCAGAGCACCUCCAUGUCCGGGCAGAGCCUCCAGGUUCAGAGUGCGCCCGCCAGAAUAGUAUGCAGAAAAGCAGACCUUCAUCCUAAGCUCUACCAGGAUGCGAAAGUGUUCUGCAAUGGUGAGCAUGUGUAUACCGUAACUAGCACGAAGUCCGAGCUGACCGUCGAUGUCUGGUCAGGCAACCAUCCCUUUUAUCAAGGGAGCUCCGGAACGGUAGUGUUGGAGGACGGAAGGGUAGAGAAGUUUAAGCGGAAGUAUGCGGCGAUGGGGCUCGGAACUGUUGCGGAAGUACCUGUGUUGACUGGACCAAAUCCUAAGAUGGAGCGGCCAAAGAAGGACGGAAAGAAGGGGAAGGGAAGGAGGUAAACACGUUGGGAGACGUCAACUGUUGGCGCAGAAGUCUGUUUGUUGUUAAGGACCUGCGGCGCAGCCACUUUUUGUUUUCUUGGGACUGGGUUGGACACAGUGUACAUCUCAAUUCAAAGUCUUCGCUGAUCUAGUUUGACACAAGUCGAUUGUUGUCAAUGAUGUCACAUCGUACGGUCUUGAGUGGCUGAAGCACUGCGAAUGAGUUCAUCGAAACUUUGUGACUGCUGUUUAGCUGACUUGACAUUCCCAACAACAUCUGAAGCAAU